CCGCCGUUUAUGGGUCGAUAACUUCACCAACAGCAGCCUUUCAGCACAUCAUUUGUUCUCGCUCUCAUACUCGCCCUGUAUAUUCCAGCGACCUGAUCCCACGCUUCUCCCCUCUCAAAUGGAAUUGCCCCUCCUCAAUUAGCAGUCUCGCAGCCGGGCCAUGGCCUCCGCGUUCGCAUCCCAACUGCGAGCCAUCGCCGCAAAUUCCUCCCACGAAUUGGACCUGAAGGCUCGUCGUGAAGCACAUGCCCAAUCUCUCAUCUUCGAUCAAAGUGUCGCUGUCAAACAAGACUGGGAUACAAUCUACCAAGUAUGCCUCGACGGCUUUCAAGAGUUGUGCCUUCUCGACUCGAGGUUGAAGGAGUUCGACAAUAAUCUCUUCAGUCCACAUUCCAAAGAGCAGGACCGCGAUCAACUUACAAAAUCUCAAAAUGACGCUCUCAGUCUUGUCAUUGAACGAUGCUUGGCCCUCAUCGGAGCCAAGGUCUUACUCCGUCCCGGUAUCAAAGCAGUUGAAUGGCUUGUGAGAAGGUUCCGCGCCCACGUGCUCGAUACCACUGCUUUGCUCUGCACCUUCCUGCCCUACCAUGAAUCCCCAGUGUUUCGAAACAUCCUCAGCCUCAUCCCCGCAAACAAAAUAACAAACGAUUGGAAGUUUCUGGGCCCGUACCACAAGAAUGCUGCCAACGUCCCUCGCCACGCUAUCGUUUACAGCGCAACCCACAACGACGCCUUCUUUUCAACAUUCAACUCCUAUGUCCUGCGAGCAUGCGAAGAUGGCGGCAGCCAGACACAACUUUUACGCUUUUGGGGAAGCUUAGUCGUCGAGGCCAUUACAGGACGCUUGCAACAGACCAAGAGCGGGCGGGCAGAGGUGCAGAAACAGAGGCAGGCCGAUGCCCUCCUCAAGAUUCUACCCAUCUUGAUCGGCGGCUUCGAGAUUCGGACUUGUCCGGAAAUGACACUUUGCUGUUUCACCAUCUCCAUUGUUCUGGCUAGUAAUGCCAUGCUCGAUGACACUGUCAUUGACUCUCUGGCUGACGCCGUUGUUUCGUUCCUCAACGCUAAUGAAACAGAGAUUGAUUCCGUCUUGACAACCUUGAGCGUCCUCAUCGCCAACAAAUCAGAGAGAAAGGUUUCAAAGUCUGUCUUGCGCGAUUUAACAAGCCUUGCCAAUCUCCACGAGCGUUUAGUCCACCUUCUUCCUCAAGCUCCGGUAGCUGGUCUCCUCGAAGCCUUGUUGUCUUCGUCUCUGGUUGGUUUGAGGAAGAAGAAUUUUGGACCGCGGCUUGAAUAUGUCUCUUCAGCUCUGAGUCGGUCCUUUGAUAUUCUCGACGGCUCCGCGUGGAGUCGAGUGCUCGUACGCCUACUCCAGAAAGUCGAGAGUCUCGACCCCACGGAUGCCGUUGAAGCCGCGAUAAGAGCACGGAUUCUCACGAUUUUGCAGAACGCAGCAGACAGCCCUCAGCUGUCAGGCCUUUUGGCUGAAGCAGCUGUCGCAACUGGCAAAUCUCUUGCUGACUUGGAGCUUAUCGUUGGUUCUACGCUUGUGGUUCGCAGCCAAUCGCAAUCUCGUGAUGCUUCAUCAAAUGACCAGGCCUCUGAAACCCUAGUCAAGGAACCACAGACCGCUGUCAUCGAGUCUGUUCUGGCUUCUCUGCCUGCGACAAUAUCGGAGAACUCAUUCAUUGUCGCGCCGAGGCCUGUUUUCGAGGAGUUUGCGAACGCGUACGCUUCAUGUUAUACAAACCAAUCGACCCUGCAGAAGUUUCAAGCACUUGCUCUUUGGAGCUCAAAUUUGUCAACAGCACCAGCUCUGUACGAGAGUUUUGUGCUGAGGUUAGCAUGCAGUAUUGCUCCUGGUGACCAGCGAGCUGCAGCUCUUCUCACACUUCCAACGAGACCUCAUUUCGGCUCUGAGGACCUACAUCAGCUACUUCUACCCUAUCUGACCAUCCUUCUCACAGAUGCCUCUCGGCCUGUAAGACAAGCAGCGUCUUCAGUGACGAUAGCAAUCCGAAGUUCUGCGACACAAUCCCAACAACUUGACAAAGCCACUAGUUCAAGUCUGGACACCUUACAGGACACUUUCACAUCCGCCGAGGUCAGACGGAUCCCCCACGGAAACAUUCUGAAAAUUCUUGACCAAGCAUAUCUGCCAGUAUUGGAAGAAUGCGUUCUCGACGCAAGUCAGAUGGGCAAAGUUCUACAAAUUGCGCUAGACAGUACAUCGCCAUCGUCUUCAAGUGGGCCGAAAGUCCACAUGGAGUUGAAGAAGUCCCUUCGCCAAAAUCUCUUUGAUCUUCUUGCCACAUUUGCAACUGUUUGUCCGCUCAUCAAGGCGAAGGUUGCUGUUGUUGAACUGCUUGUGGGCGUACACAAAGUCAGCUCGACGACGUCAGCCAGGGCUCUCGCAUCUGUGUUGAAAGAUUGGUCAGAUCUGACCGCCGCCGAUGCUGCGCAAGCUACCGUGGCAACAGGCUUGUCAUUGUCUGACGUGGAUGAUAUUUUGGUUCAGCUCAUCCGUCCAUCGGAUAAGGAAGCAGUGGAUCGCAUCCUAGACAUGGUCGAAGGUGCCGACGCCACUGUACGACCUGAAUUGACUGCUGCAUUCUUCAACCGCAUUGCAUUGGUGUGGAAAGACCUUCGCACUGAUGCUCAGCUUUCUGCGUCGACUAGACUAUUCAACAUGGCAUUCUCAAAGAGAGCUGCUGUGGCCACUGGAAGCAGGCACGUUCUCCUCACGAACGCCCUUUCUACCGAGAUUCUUGCCACACUCCUUGACUUUGCAAGUUCCGGUCUUGCGCAAUUGCAGUCAGAAGGGCCUGCCAAAAAGCGCAGAAGAACAAGUCAUGGUCGGGAAAGUCUUUCUAAACAUGUUGUGGUGGAAUUCGAGUCGGCAAUCUCCCGUCUCACAUUUGCCUUGGAAAUCGUGGACAGCUCCAAGCCCGAGACACAUCCAGGCCUGUUGAACGACUUGUUUGAGGGUUUGGUCACACUACGUCGCAUCAAGGACAGAGGCACAUCCGAGUCACCUUAUCUGCUUACUUUGUGCCUGAGCAGCAUUCUAGCCAUUGUACAGAAAUCUCUGACUUUACGGAAGCCCAACAUUGAUAUUUCUGCUAUUCGUGCCGACUUGAUCACAGAUUGUGUUCGAUCCUCAGACAAUCCUCAGGUCCAAACAACGGCUCUGCUGCUGGCUGCUUCUGUCGCUUCAAUUGCGCCAGAUAGAAUUUUGCACAACAUCAUGCCCAUCUUCACCUUUACUGGACACAAUCUUUUCGCCAAGGAAGAUGACCGUUCCGUUUUUGUCACAAAUCAAGCUAUCGACCAGAUUAUUCCUCCACUAGUGGCUUCACUCAAAAGACAGGACGCUACCAACCUCAUCGAUGCGACCUCAAGCUUGCUGGUUAGCUUUGUGGCGGCGUACGAUCAUAUUCCUCAACAUCGUCGCGUCGCGUUUUAUCAUCGUUUACUCAACAGGUUAGGGGCGGACGAUUUUGCGUUUGCCAUUAUUGCGCUGCUCCGGUCUAGAAGACCCACUGAUGACAUUUCGAAAUUCCUGACUGAUCUUGUUGAUGAUCUGCCUGCUAAGAGUCAACUUAUCACGUAUCACAAGCUGACUGGACUCUCCUCCGACAUCUUCGAGGCGAAACCGCAACAUGUUGAGGCUCUGUUAGGCAUCAAUGCAUCUUCAAGCAAUGAGAAGAAAGAAAAAUCUGCCGCUCUCAUCCUUGGUGUGGCGUCAGGUCUUCUGGAGUCGAAUAGUCUCAAGACACAGUUGCGACGAAUUCGGAAAGUGAAUGCUACUGUGGCGGACGAACUGCGAGGAUUGUAUCGGAUGUGUAUCCCACAGACCCUAUCAUUCCUGAAGAAGGCAAAGGAGCAGCAGCCAAAUGUUCUCCCAGCGGUCAAGUCUUGCCUUCACGCUCUCCUCGAGCUACCCUCGAUAGCUGAUCUCCUAAAUCUUGUGCCUUCCCUCCUGCUGGAGUUGCAGAAGCUAGAAGAUCAUGAUCUGCAGCCGCUUGCCCUGCGGGUUCUCGCCUCUCAACUUCAGCAUAAUGCUCCACGAGAUACACAUACGCGGUCAGAAGCAAUCGCUUUCCUCCCUGUACUGGGAGACUUGAUCACAUCCACCGAGAACGAGGCACUCCGGCACGCUUCCAUUUCUUGCAUUGACAGAAUUGUGGAAGUGUAUGGUCGAAAGAGCCCCGAGGCUGUUUUAUCUGCUUCAACAAUCCUUGUUGAAGGUGAACAUGGCCUUAGUUCGAAAGAUCCUAGGACUCAACUUAUGUCGCUUCUUUGCUUGGCUUCAAUGAUGGAGGCUCUUAAGGAGUCAGCCAUCCCUCUUGUCCCUACUUCAAUGGCAAAGUCGAUUGCAAUCCUGGAUUACACCUUACAAGACAAAGGCCGUGGCGUUGAUCUGCAUAAUGCAGUGUUCGCAUUGUUGUCAGCCUUGAUCGCCCAUGUCCCUUUUAUGCUUUCAGACGACAAUGUCGUUGACAUGCUGAAGAUGACAUAUAAAUCCUCUGUGAAAAUACUUGACGGCUCAAGCCAGGAAGCCAGAAAAGACGCUUUGACCCUUCUCGCUCACAAAUUGGAAAUCGGCACCAUCACGUCAAGUUUGACUGCUGCCUUGCCGGAUGUCGUGGUCGAAUUUGAUGAUGAAGGCACUGCACAAUUACUCGACGUACUGCUGCAAGCAAUUGAGCGGAAUUCCAAGUCGGUGGUAGUUCAAUCUUCUGAUUCAAUCUCGAAUCUUUUGCUACGCAUCCUCGACAUGCAUCGUCUGCUGCCUUCGAGCAAAUCUGUCUCCGCGAUCAGUGCCAAGAUGAAUAGCAUAUCUAUCGCUUUCAUCUACAAGUUGAACAAUACCAUCUUUCAGCCACUUUUCGAGACAUGGAUCGAUUGGGCAACGAAAGGCACCGACUUGGUGGACGACAAUUUUUCGCCGGCUGCCAAAACCGCUCGUCUUACGUCUCUUUUCGAUCUACUGACUCAUUUCUUCUCGUCGUUGAAAAGCAUUGUAACGUCAUAUGCGGCUUACAUCCUCGAGCCAGCAAAUACAGUUCUCAGCACCAUUCAUGCCUCGGCAACGGAUGAGAAAAGCGAGAUCAUGGCUGAUGAAUUGGCACUCUACACCUCAACUCUGCAUGUUUUGACGGCCGCUCUUACCCACGAUCAAGGCACUAUUGAUGAGGGAUCCCAAGAGGCAGACGACCCCGGGUUCUUCACUCGCCACUUUGAGCCAUUGGCAACCAAUCUUAUGCAACAACUCACUCUCAAUGGUGCGAAGAACAAAUCCCUUCGCAAGGUGGUGUCGACAUUGGUCCCGCAAACAAUUAUUGCUCUAGCGACAGCCACGAUGGACACACCAUCAAGACACCAAACCAUUAACCAUGCAUUGUGCCAACUUCGUCAUCAUGACAACACAGCAGUGCGGCUGGCAGGAAUUCGUAUGAAUCUAGCCAUCACAGAGGAUGAAGUUGUGGGAGAUGAAUGGAUCAACAACAUCGUGGUGGGCUCGAGUGGUGAGGGCGGCGUUGGUGGAGCAGGUGAGACAAUGGUUUAUGUCAACGAAGCGCUCGAGGACGACGAUGAAGAGGUGGAGAGAGAGGUGAGGCGAUGGGUCAGGUUGGUUCGGGGAAAGGUUGGGGAAGAUGUGUUUGAGAUAUAAAUUGAGGUCGCAGGUCGGCUUGUUUGUUGGCCUGAGGCCCUGUUCAAUAGAUGACACUUGACCUUAAGAACUUGACCUGGUAGUAGUAGUUUCCAAUAG
Exophiala mesophila is the source of this 5776-nucleotide messenger RNA. RefSeq lists its product as uncharacterized. Bases 161 to 5677 code for a protein of 1838 amino acids. The transcript has a single exon. The record is from RefSeq and is a predicted model, not a curated record. Lineage: Eukaryota; Fungi; Ascomycota; Eurotiomycetes; Chaetothyriales; Herpotrichiellaceae. Gene Ontology annotation, biological process: maturation of SSU-rRNA from tricistronic rRNA transcript (SSU-rRNA, 5.8S rRNA, LSU-rRNA); positive regulation of transcription by RNA polymerase I. Gene Ontology annotation, molecular function: snoRNA binding. Gene Ontology annotation, cellular component: 90S preribosome; t-UTP complex; small-subunit processome.